Molecule: messenger RNA, 915 nt
Organism: Aspergillus bombycis
Lineage: Eukaryota; Fungi; Ascomycota; Eurotiomycetes; Eurotiales; Aspergillaceae
Product: oxygenase MpaB family protein
Exons: 1
Coding region: 1-915 (304 amino acids)
Molecular function (GO): oxidoreductase activity
Source: RefSeq, a predicted model, not a curated record
AUGAAAGCAAAAAGCGCCGUGUACAUUACCCAGGAGGAUGACGACUUUCCCGUCGGUGUGGAGAAGGGUUAUUCCAUGCCCGAAAUCUCUGAUCUGGCAAUGAUGGAGCUGCAGAUGGUCGCUCGGGAAAGCAUCACUUUUGUCGGAGGCCCUGCGGCAAUCCUGCUCCAAAUCGCACACCCUUUAGUAGGGGCUGGCGUCGCAGAUCACAGUACCUUCCGAACCCGCGCUAUCAGUCGCGCGGAGUAUACCCAGAUGUACAUUUACUGCAUGAUAUUUGGCUCUACCUCGGAAAAGGCAGCCAUGAAGGCAUACGUCGAUAAGGCUCACUCUCGGGUCGUGGGACAACACAACAAAUUGUCAUAUGACGCAAAGGACCCUGAACUUCAAGUCUGGGUGGCCGCCACGAUCUAUGCCACUAUGGUCAACAUGUACGAGUUAAUCUACGGCCCCCUCAAUUCUACGAGGGCCGAAAGAGUUUAUCGCGCAUUCUCAAUCAUGGGGACGUCCCUGCAAGUGCCACCUGGGAUGUGGCCAAAGAAUCUCACGGAGUUUCAGCUCUACUGGGAUGAUAUGGUGAAUAAACGACUGUGUGUGACACCGCAUGCCCGUGCGGUCUUGCAUGAUAUCUUUCACCCGGCCAGAGGUCUGCCACUGUGGGCCCGGCCACUGGCUGUUAUAGCGAUGCCAUUUGUGAAACGGCUCACUAUCGAGCAGUUGCCUCCCCGUGUACGUGAUCAAUUCCUCCUGAAGUCAACGAAGUCUUCACGGGUCAUUUCUGGCCUCUUCAUUAGUGGAAUGUCUGGUGUCUAUCCCUUCAUGCCACUAUUCCUACGACAGUUUACGAAGACCUAUAUGAUGGGCCAGAUGAGGAGGCGGAUCAAAAAGCGGGGUGGGCAGUUGGUCAAGCCCUGA